GGGCAUUGAUUUUUAGUCCUGAAUCCGUUUACAUGCAAUGCUUCUCUACCGGGAAAAAAGUGCAGAACUCCCGUGGUAAAAACACAGCCGAUAAUGAGGAGUGCGUAAUGAGUUUUGCACAAAAUAAAACAAAUGAUCGUGGAGCUUUCUAGCCACUAGGUUUUAAAUGAGCGAAAACUGAGAAAGCCUUGAUUUAGAAAUAUCGCAUGUGUACACGGUGCGUUAUAGGAGACGGACGUGAAAAUUUCUAGUAGAUCAGGGAUUGACACUGCAUGCUAAUAAUAAAUAUUGGAUACAUUCAUUAUCGUUGAUUUUAGUGUGAAGAUAUAUGUUUAUCGCUCGAGAUAAGGCCCGCUAUUUAUUGUGUAUUCUGACGGGAGGCUGUGCGCCUGCUCGCGCUGUUGAUAAUACACAUUACUCGGUUGACCGUGAGUAGCUUGGUGUACCCGACUUUAUGAUACUGCAUUACGCCCCUUCAAAUAUUCACAGUCAAUGAAAAGCGAGUGGACGUUUCAAUAUUCGGAAUGGAAAACUAUUUCUCUAGACGAGGAGGGUACCCGGAAGUUCCAGUUAGAGACGUCCCGGAAAUUUACGUGGUCCGGACAUGCAAGAAACAAACCUGUUGGAGGGCCAGAAAAAAGGGCGCGAAAUUACUGUGUCUGGCCCUGAUCUAUGUCGUUUUUGUCGUCUGCAAUGUUCUUACUCGGAUGUACAACGAAAAUCACAAACAGGAAGAGGAUACGAACACCCAGAUUUCCCGGGUGAGGAGGGACGCGGCAAUCAAUAACAAUGGAUCUCUUGGUCAAGAAAGUGUGAACUGCACAAAGCGUUCUGUGGAUGAAUUUCAAGGAAAUUUUAUGUCCUUGGAGGAAACUCGAAAUGGAGGCGUGUUCGCCCACAUCUUGAUAGUUCUGUACGUGUUCGGAGCGUUAGCGAUCGUCUGCGAUGAUUAUUUCUGUGCGUCUCUGGAAAUCAUUUGUGAUGAAUUAAAUCUACAGGAAGAUGUUGCAGGUGCGACUUUUAUGGCGGCGGGAAGUUCAGCCCCAGAAUUCUUCACGGCUUUAAUAGGUGUCUUCAUCGCGGAGAGUGACGUGGGGGUGGGGACGAUUGUGGGAUCCGCCGUCUUCAACAUCCUGUUCAUAGUCGGUGUCUGUGGCCUGUUCUCUGGAAUGAUUGUGAGGCUAACCUGGUACCCGGUUCUUCGUGACUCGCUUUACUACCUCAUAUCCGUAACAGCCCUCAUCAUCACCAUAUACGACAACGAAGUGCAGUGGUAUGAAGGGCUGAUUCUGGUUUCCAUGUAUGUCGUAUACAUUAUUUUGAUGUACUUUAACAAAUCCAUUGAGCCGUUCAUGGAAGGACUAGUCAAGAAAAUCAAAAAUCGAAAACAUGCAAAAAAGCACCGACACGAAGAUCAUAACUCUAACCAGACCGAGGCAGCCAAACCACUGUACUAUGAAAGCAGCAUAGCUAAUCCGAACGGCACUCCUUCCUCAAAUGAUGACGAAACAACAUUUAGUGUUAAAAAAGAUGACGAUGAAAGCGAUAAAAGUGACGGCAACAGCAAUGAAGGGGACGAAAAAGAUUACCACCCUGCAGAGGGACAUAAAGAUUCUAAAGAAUACGAAUCGCCCUGGGUAAUUCCCGAAACCUUCCUGAAGCGUGUGUUGUGGGUGGCCAUGCUUCCCAUGCACGCGCUCUUCUUCCUGUCCAUCCCGGACUGUCGACGCCCCGGGAAAUGGCACAGGACUUAUCCAUUGACGUUCGUGAUGUCCAUCGCGUGGAUUGCAGGGUUGUCCUACAUUAUGGUGUGGAUGGUUACUGUGGCAGGUGACGCUCUAGACAUCCCGGAGACAGUGAUGGGGCUGACUUUAUUAGCGGCAGGGACCAGCGUACCGGACUGUCUCUCCAGUCUAUUUGUAUCUCGAGACGGAUUAGGUGACAUGGCGGUUUCAAAUUCCAUAGGAAGCAAUGUGUUUGACAUUUUAAUGUGUUUGGGUCUCCCAUGGUUAUUAAAGUCACUGAUAUUAGAGGAUGGAUCGCCCAUUCCCAUCCAGAGCGAGGGCCUGACCUACUCCGCCAUCACUCUUCUAUCCACCGUUGUAUUCCUCCUGGUCGCCAUGUUUGUGACAAAAUGGCGACUGGACAAAAAGUUUGGUGUCAUCUGUUUGCUGGUUUACUUGGUCGUGAUAGUCUUCUCCUGUCUGUACGAGUUGAAUGUAUUUGGAAAUUUCAACAUCGUUAAUUACUGCCCGAGGAAAGAAUGAAAAUCACUUAAUGUCAUGAUCAUCGAUGUUACUUACAAAUUGUGCAAUGAAUAGAACAUGAAACGCACUGAGCAAGUUUAUAGACUAUUGCAGAUAUAUCGAAACCUUUGUAAUCCGAUUGUAGAGGGAGAUAACUGUGAUGUCAUAGUAGACAGUGUUAACGUACAGUUUUAACGUGUAGUGACGAUAUGUAGUGUUAAGGUCAUACAUAACGUUUUUGGCAGUUUUGCUCUAAAAUCAUAUUUUCAUCUCCUCUAUAUGAAGAGUUGUUGUAUGAUUUCCGGUUUAAUAUUAGGUUGAUAUUACCACACUUUGUAUGUCGGUCAGGUUAACUCAGUAGAUAUAUCUCCUAUCUAGUAAUGCAAUGGUACCGUGUUUGAUCCCCGAUUGAUCUAAAUAAUUUACUCCUUUUCUUUGCUACAAUGACUUAGUAAUGUCCAUAUAUACAACUUUUUGUAAUACAUAAGAACUGAUUUUAUCUUUAUCAGGAACUAUCAGACUGUGUAAACUGUAAAACAAAUCUAGUAAUAAAAAACAUAGUUUUAGAAAUAACAUAAGGACGCAAGUGAAUUGUGCCUGAAAUGUCAGGAAAACUUUUAUAUCAUUGAGAAAUGUCGCGUGUGUCCUUAACGUACUGUGUUGAUGUACUCUGUCAUGAAGCAGAGAAUGAAUAAAACAAUAACCGGGAUACGCAGGUGUCGGAUUAAACGGGUUUAACUGUAUCCUUAAAAUCUGAAAUUUGAAUUUUACAUGCUUUGACAUUAAGGAUUAAUAACACAUUGUGACGUUUUCUUUAACGGAAGUACACCAUAGACUCAGAAAUAAAAUAAGAAUUAGGAUAUCUCUUCACAUGAAUGAUUAGUUCAAUGGUUUAAGGCGUUAGGCCGGGAAUCUAUAGAUGGCGUCCCACGGGGUCUUGUAAUUUUUCUAAAUUCUGUUAAACGAGGCAACAUUUAAUAUUUCCAUCACCGUAACUCCAAUGUUACACGUAUUUUGAUUGGUGCAUUAUUCUUCACGUUUAUCCCUGUAGUGCGACUCUUUCAUCUUGUACAGUUUGUAUUUUCUACAUGUCUCUUGUCUAUCUGGAGGUUUAUUUCAUAGAAAAAGAAAAUGUAAUCACGAGGGAAAUUUGAUGAGAUUUGUUAGUACUUAAAACGGUUUUCCCCUCAGCAUAUGACGUCACAAGAAAAGCACAUUGCACCAGCUUCGUAUUAAAUACAUAUUCGUUUUAAUUGAAGAAAUAUAAUCAUAACAUCAAUUCAUGAAUACAAAUUACCGGAAAUGUUAUGGUUUUUUGUUGUUGUUUUUUCAUUUUCGAAUCUGGUAUAUGCAUGCAGUUUAGCUACAGCACAUUCCCAGGCGAAUAGCCUAGUGCCAAAGUGUUUCGGGAUCCGGAACUUCAGAUAUGUGUGCCAGGAUCAGGAACUUCAAAUAAGUGUUUUAGGAUUCGGAACUUCAAAUAUGUGUUUCAGGAUCUGGAUCUGCAAAUAUGUGUUUUAGUAUCCAGAACCUCAAAUACGUAUUUUAGGAUUCGGAACUACAAAUACGUGUUUCAGGAUCCGGAAAUACAUAGCACGUUUUAUCGUAAUGAACUCGACUAUACAUAGAUAUAUCAAAAACACAAUACGACCGACAUUAAUUGGUCACAUAAUGAACAAUAAGUUUACACUGACGCAAUAUCGCAAGUUUGAGAGUCUGUCAUAUUUCAGUUCUAUGUCAAAUUUUGUUUUAGAAAUUUAUGAAAUCACAACAUAUUUUUUGUUGUGCUGUUCAUUUCAAAGCUUUGUAAAUGUGUCCUGUGAUAUUGGUGUAUCCACACCGUGGGAUUUUCAUUGUUUUAGACUGGAAUUUUCAUUGUUUUAGACUGUGGAAUUUUCAUUGUUUUAGACUGUGGGAUUUUUCAUUGUUUUAGACUGUGGGAUUUUUCAUUGUUUUAGACUGUGGAAUUUUUCAUUGUUUUAGACUGUGGGAUUUUUCAUUGUUUUAGACUGUGGGAUUUUUCAUUGUUUUAGACUGUGGGAUUUUUCAUUGUUUUAGACUGUGGGAUUUUCAUUAGUAUGUUAGAUAUAUAAAUAAUGAGGAGGGGGUUAAUCUUUGUGCUACAAUUAAAGAUAUAGAAUUGAUUAGGUUAGGUAUCUCAGCUCUGUAAAUGAUGAGGAGGGGGUUAAUCUUUGUGCUACAAUUAAAGAUAUAGAAUUGAUUAGGUUAGGUAUCUCAGCUCUGUAAAUGGUGAGGAGGGGGUUAAUCUUUGUGCUACAAUUAAAGAUAUAGAAUUGAUUAGGUUAGGUAUCUCAGCUCUGUAAAUGGUGAGGAGGGGGUUAAUCUUUGUGCUACAAUUAAAGAUAUAGAAUUGAUUAGGUUAGGUAUCUCAGCUCUGUAAAUGGUGAGGAGGGGGUUAAUCUUUGUGCUACAAUUAAAGAUAUAGAAUUGAUUAGGUUAGGUAUCUCAGCUCUGUAAAUGGUGAGGAGGGGGUUAAUCUUUGUGCUACAAUUAAAGAUAUAGAAUUGAUUAGGCUAGGUAUCUCAGCUCUGUAAAUGGUGAGGGCAUGUUUCAUUAUAGGUCCACGUUGUAAAUAAGGAAGUCAUCAGGACCCAUCGCUGAUAUUAGCAAUAUUAAAUUCAAUUGAAUUAUAGAGCUCGUGUUGUCUAAGGACAUAGAAUAUCACAAAGAUUUGUUAUAGAAUUUUGUAAACCUAUUUGUAAAUGUUUUAAAUAUUGAUAAAAAUCGAUGUUUGUCACAAAUUUUCCUUUGAAACCACCUUUAUUUUUUUGCGUUAUUUGCACAUCUUGAAAAUUCAAUUGAUAAACAUUACCCAAAACUGAAAUCCUUCAGAAACGUCUUUUUAUCGGUGCAUUACGCGUAUCAAUGACCUAUUUCCAUUGUUGUUUGAUUAAAUGAUCGAAAACCCCACGUAAACAGCAAAGUCCUAAAGGUUUGAGCAGUUGGGUCCUGCAUUGCCAAAAUUGAUUACAAUGUCAAAAUUUUACCAUCUUCCAACAAUGUUCAGUACGUAUGUUACGGUUUCUGAUGAUUUUAUCCAGAGUUCUUGUAUGUUAUAGAUGUAAUAUGUAUCUGAUAUACCAUACAUGUUAUAUUGUAUCUGAUAUACUAUACAUGUAAUAUUGUAUCUGAUAUCUAGAUACUACCAGAUACCACCAGUAUUAAACAGUACAACAUUGAUUUUUUUUUUUACGAUAAAAGAAACAAUUUUUGUCUGACAUUUGUACACCGGGCAUGCGUUGUUAAUUAUGAAGCGUUAAUUAAGAAGCAAUCAAUCACGUGUAGAUAAUGAAUAGUUCCGUGUAAAUAAUUGUUGUUUUAUUAUAGAUAUGUGUUUUCCAGUUGUUAUGAUUGAUCUCUAUUGUUAUUCAUGUGAAUUAGAUUUUAACUGUUAAUGAGUGGAUACACGCCCCUUUAUAUUGUGAUUUGAUCCGCCAGUGUACGGCGUGAUCCGCCCCUUUGUUUACCUGUAAUAGAGUGCCAAAAUUGGACGUCUGAAUAGCGACUUUUCCUAUCUGAUUUAAUCAGAUAACCAUUAGUAAAUGAUUCAAAUAAAGAACAUAUGAAUUCUA
Ostrea edulis (European flat oyster) is the source of this 5839-nucleotide messenger RNA. RefSeq names its product sodium/potassium/calcium exchanger 4-like. The record is from RefSeq and is a predicted model, not a curated record. Gene Ontology annotation, biological process: calcium ion transmembrane transport; intracellular calcium ion homeostasis. The transcript has 9 exons. Lineage: Eukaryota; Metazoa; Mollusca; Bivalvia; Ostreida; Ostreidae. Gene Ontology annotation, molecular function: calcium, potassium:sodium antiporter activity; calcium channel activity. The coding region runs from base 525 to 2267 and encodes 580 amino acids. Gene Ontology annotation, cellular component: membrane.